Puntigrus tetrazona (Sumatra barb) is the source of this 730-nucleotide messenger RNA. It is a transcript of the gene dut, whose product is annotated as deoxyuridine triphosphatase. The coding region runs from base 79 to 642 and encodes 187 amino acids. The record is from RefSeq and is a predicted model, not a curated record. Lineage: Eukaryota; Metazoa; Chordata; Actinopteri; Cypriniformes; Cyprinidae. Gene Ontology annotation, biological process: dUTP catabolic process; dUMP biosynthetic process. The transcript is spliced from 7 exons. Gene Ontology annotation, molecular function: dUTP diphosphatase activity; magnesium ion binding.
GAGAACUACACCGCACUAAAACUACAACUCCCAGGAUGCAAACCGCGACAAACAUGGCGGAAUAACUCGCGGUGGAAGAUGUCGGUUCGGCGCGUUUCUGUGGCUGCCGUUCGCGGUUUGAACGGAUCCGGUGUCGGUCGCGGCGCUGGAGUUACAGACGCGGUUUCUCCGCAGAAGAGAAGCAAGAGCGACGCGGUGAACGGACACGAAGAACUAAACGUGCUCCGCUUCGCGAAGCUGACGGAACACGCCACGACACCGAGCCGGGGAUCGAGCCGGGCCGCGGGCUUCGACCUGUACAGUGCGUAUGACUACAGCAUCGGGCCGAUGGAGAAAGCUCUGGUGAAGACGGACAUCCAGAUCGCGGUUCCUCACGGACACUACGGCCGAGUCGCUCCUCGCUCGGGGCUCGCCGUCAAGCACUUCAUCGAUGUUGGCGCUGGCGUUGUGGACGAGGACUACAGGGGCAAUCUGGGAGUCGUGCUCUUCAACUUCAACAAGGAGCCGUUUGAAGUGAAGAAAGGAGACCGCGUGGCUCAGCUGAUCUGUGAGAGGAUCUGUUAUCCAGAGCUGCAGGAGAUGAAGACGCUGGACGAGACGGAGCGAGGAGCGGGAGGAUUCGGCUCCACCGGCACCAGCUGAAUCUGUUCCUGUGAUGACAUGCAAAGUUUAACGGUGUGAAAUGUUUCUCUCUUAACAUGAUCUCUAAAUAAACAGUUCUUUGUGUGAA